This is a messenger RNA of Papaver somniferum (opium poppy), 1119 nucleotides long. RefSeq lists its product as uncharacterized. The record is from RefSeq and is a predicted model, not a curated record. The transcript has a single exon. Bases 1 to 1119 code for a protein of 372 amino acids. Lineage: Eukaryota; Viridiplantae; Streptophyta; Magnoliopsida; Ranunculales; Papaveraceae.
AUGGCCAUCAAACCUGAGGAAAAUCAGUCCGACCAGUAUUGCACGCUUUUGCAGUCCAUUUUUUUGUAUUCCAAUAACAACCGUGUCCUUAAGCUCCGCCAUGUUAGCUCCGGCGACUAUGUUACGUACUUUGGUGGUAGCGGCUAUUGUUGCGGUUUAUUGUCUUCAGCGACUGACAAAUACAACGGCAAUUAUGAUGUGUUCACCUUCAUUGACUGGAAAUCCGUCGUUAUGUUGCCUAACCUUAUCAGGAUCAAGGGCGACAAUGGAAACCACCUUAAGGCCUUCCAAGAUGGGUUUAUGGACUACAAUUUCGAAGCCGAUAAUUCCUCAUUGUUUGACUACGAGGUGUUUCCAAGUCGCAACGGAGGCAUCCGCCUAAAGAGUACUCACUUUGGCACCUAUUGGAUGGACAUGGAUGAGAGUUGUUGGGUAUUGUUAAAGCAGGCUUCCACCACUGUCCAUGAAACCAACACUGUAUUCUUACCCACGAUACUUGAAGGCAACCGCAUCAUGAUGCGAUCUUUGAAGAACAGUUAUUUUUGCAACAGAUACAAUGGACAAGAUAAAUGGAGCUGCCUCGCCACACUUGCUAACUAUCCGGACAAGUGGAGCUCCAUGGACAUUGAGGAGCCCGUUAUCUCAAGGAAGAUAGAUAAUAUCGUAUAUCACCUUACGGAUGCAAGGGUUUACAAUGAGAAAACUCUUGCAUUUAUCACUGAUGAUUCGAGCAACUAUACUGAAGAGACCAUCACGUCACAGUUGAACCUCAAGACUACAGUGAUCAAUACAACUAAUUGGAGUAACAGCGUCACGCUGAAAGUGGGUGUCAAGAUGAGUUAUACGGCUGGUAUCCCAAGCAUAUCAUCGGGUAAGUUUGAAAUUUCUACUGAGGCCACUGGAUCGCGGAAUUGGGGACAAACGGAUACAGAAAGCAAAGAGGUGGGAUCUGUGAAAACUGUCACUGUGAAACCUAUGUCUAGAGUUAAGGCGAGUCUGAUGGCAACGCGGCUUUCGUACGACAUACCCUUCUCCUACACUCAGUAUGACGUCCUAAUGAAUGGGACUACAAAAGUUUCCGAAAAGAACGAUGGCAUUUUUACUGGCCAGAAUGGCUAG